CACCCACACACGUCCAACCGUCUGGCAGCCCUGGUGCUGGAGCCCUCUCGAGAGUGUAAAAUUUGUUUACUGGCAUUUAAAUAUCCGCGAAUUGAGGCCACAAAGCCUGACUCAUAAUUCGGAACCGAUGCGCGGAGCUACUAGAUGAGUGCCUGGAUGAGCGGGCAGCCGAACUUUCGCACUAGCCACACAAAUAACAAGGGAAACUAUGAGUUUGCACUACGCGGAAUCGGAAUCUUCGCAGUCAGAGAGCAAAAUGGACAUCUCGGAGACGCCGACGGACUCCACGGGCGUCUCGCCGCUCGCGGAUGAUGCGGUGUCCACAGCUCCUGAAAAGAAUAUCCUGGAAUUGGAGCAUACAAUUGACCAUAAUAAGGAGGAGCUCGAGUUCAAGACUGGCUCCGCCUUGGACAACAGAAUACUGCGUCCGGAGAUGCUGCCCCUGGAAAUGAUGCCACAACGACACACCAUCGAGCGCACCCUGGCCAACAGUCAUCCGUUGAUGUCGCCAACCAACACGGACUCGGAUUCCGAGCCCUAUCAGGUGAAAAAUCAGGAGAAACUGCAGCCGAGGAACAACUUUCCGGACGUAGUGCCCACCACGGAGACGGUGCAGGCGAAGAACUCACUGAAUCAAGCCCGGAACAAGCCACAGGAUGCCAAGGUCAGCCUGCUGAGGGCCAACAGCCCGGAUAUCCUCAGCAGCGAGUCGGAUGCGGAUGUGUCCCAGUACUUGGCCGCCGUGGAGUCAAACUUUCAGUCUGUCUCCCUGAUGCCCAAUGGCAAUGGCAAGAAGUCUAAGCGUAGCACUACACUUCCUGGCGGUGAGGACAUAUCUAGCUUGGAUUCCAUCUCCAAUCACAGCUUCGAUGAUGACGAGGACAUCGAGCACAAUCUGGCCUCCUUGAGUCCUUCGAGCUCGUUGAUCGAUGGGUUGGAUGGAGAGGAUGACGAUGAUGAUUGCGAAGGUCCGGAGCUACUGCCCGACCAUGAUGACGACCUGGAACUUGACCUGGAGUUCGGCCUGGCCACUACGCCCACACCAAAUGCCCCGACAUCGGGCACGGGUGGCUCCACUCUGCCACAAUAUACGGCUGCUGAAGAGCGGCGUGAUUCACGAAAUUGGCAGAAGAUCACUCUGCCCGAUGGACGCACACGGGAGAUCGACAUGCGAGUCAUUGAGCCCUACAAGCGUGUGCUAUCCCACGGCGGAUAUCUCAAAUCUGGCGGCCAAAACGCCAUAGUCAUCUUUUGCGCCUGCCACCUGCCUGAUAGGUCGAGGGCCGACUACAGCUAUGUGAUGGACAACCUGUUUCUCUACGUGGUCAAGACCUUAGAGCAGCUGGUCACAGAUGACUAUGUGCUGAUCUAUCUGCAUGGCGGCUCCAACAGACGGAAUGUGCCGCCAUUUCCCUGGCUCAAACGAUGCUACCAACUGUUGGACCGCCGGCUGCGCAAAAGCCUAAAGCAUAUGUAUUUGGUGCACCCCACAUUCUGGAUCAAGUCGCUGGUGUGGAUGGCGCGGCCUUUUGUGAGCACAAAGUUCUGGCGCAAGCUAGUCUACGUGAAGUCACUGGAGGAGCUCGGCCUGCACGUGGUCGUGGAGAAGGCGGCCAUUCCGGAGAAGGUCAAGCAAUAUGACGCCAAGCGGCACUGAGGAUCUGCAAUGCCGAUACCCCAGACUUGUUUUACUCAAAACGCUAAUGCAAACGCAACGCAUUCAUGCCACACUCGCUACUCGAGCCUCUGCAUUCCCCAUCUUCAAUACGGAUUAAGGCCAAUCCUCCAACCGACCGUUUGCGCUCUCUCGCUAUGCUUUAAUUUAAGAUCUCAAUCUUUGUGAUACUUUAUGUUUGCCUUCUCUCAGUCGAGUCGAAUCCCCCCUCCUGCAUUUUUCCGUGUGAAGCGUAAAGGCGUUCAAAAAAACAUCGAACAAGUUUUUGUAGUUCUUUAUUGGCAGUCGUAGAAAUCGUAUUAGUAGACACAGACUUACUUGUGCUAGGAUCCUAUAUAUACACAUACAUACAUAAUGAUACCAUGUAGUUAUCGUGUAGCUUCCGCUUCAUAUAUUUUGUAAUGGAACAGACAUACAUAUGCAACCAGAAACCACCAAACUUCCUAACAUGUUACCUUUAUUUGUAGCUGCAAAAAAGAAACACGAAGUUAAACAAGAUUGUAACACACACCUAACUAAAUUUAAUCAUAAGUAAUUGAAAUCUUUAGCUGAAUUUUGCAUCCAAUAUCGCAUAUUGUAUAUUCGAAGCGUUCCGAGCACGACACUUUCGCUGACACUGAGAGACCCCAUGCCAGCCGACAGUAGGUGCCCCAUUUAUCUCAUCCACCAUCAGAGUUAGCCGAUUAGCCUGUAAGUGAACUAGCGACCAUUCUUUGUGAAAUCUACACACGGACACACGUAGAAUCUCUAUAGCGGAUAAAGUGACGUACAAUUAGGCAAUGUAACCGAUUGAUAUUAAGAGCGACAUUUUGUUGGUUUCCUUUUACCGCUUUAAACAAACAAUAAUAAUAAAGUGCAAGAUGAUUUUUUA
Messenger RNA from Drosophila rhopaloa, 2546 nucleotides. Its product is annotated as protein prune homolog 2. Gene Ontology annotation, cellular component: cytoplasm. The transcript is spliced from 4 exons. Lineage: Eukaryota; Metazoa; Arthropoda; Insecta; Diptera; Drosophilidae. Bases 209 to 1657 code for a protein of 482 amino acids. The record is from RefSeq and is a predicted model, not a curated record.